Messenger RNA from Echinostoma caproni, 1509 nucleotides. The record is from the annotation of a GenBank genome assembly. NCBI's taxonomy places the organism in Eukaryota, Metazoa, Platyhelminthes, Trematoda, Plagiorchiida, Echinostomatidae.
AUGGCCAGUCCUGCUUUUGGGCUUGGACUGAAAACUCCAACUACCACGGCCACCGCCAGUCCUGCUGUGGGUGCACCCGCCUUUGGUUUCGGGCUUUCUGCAACAAAACCAAGCAACACACUCGGUGCAGUCGGAACUCCAUUCAGCUUAGGAGCGACGAAUCCUACGUCUACGGUUGCCUCACCUUUUUCUUUUGGUUUAACCUCUACUCAACAGUCAUCUACGGUGGGACAGCCAGCAACCACCGGCUUUGGUACUUCUGCAUCGAUAGGCUCAUUAUCAGCUCCCCAGACAACCACAACGGUACAAAGUCCAUUCACUUCUGGGCUCACUGCGGGUUCCGGCUUGAAGCCGUUCGGCUCGUUGCCUACUUUUGGUGUACCAACAAAUCCGAGUACACAAACAACACAAAAUACCACCCAGUCAUCCGUCGCCGGUUCAUUUCAGUCUCCUUUGCAGUCGCCAUUGAAACUUCCUACCACAUCCACAACACCGUUGGGUACUCUCACCGGAUCAAUUGGAACUCCAAGCACGACUACCAGCGCACCUUCACAAAUAGGUUUGGGAACUACUACAUCCCAGUCAUCAUCAUCAUUGCCAGUUCUCGGUACCCCGUCCACAGCAAACACAACCCCCACUGUUGGUACUGCUCCAGCAACUGCAGCUACAUCAAUAAGUGCCGGAUUCGGUUUGAGCACCUCACUUUUCAAGAGUACUCCUACCACCAGCACAACAGCAACCACUGCUGUGAGUACUAUUGGGUUGGGCCUUACCACAUCUAGUCUGGCACCUGCAACUUCCGCAGUCAGUGCGACAUCCACUAGCACAACAGCGGUCACAACUGGUCCGGUCCAGACAACUGCGACUGCAAGCAAGACUACAACACUGACAUACAAUCAGUUGGAAGACUUGAUCAACAAGUGGGCAUGUGAAUUGGAGGAUCAAGAGCGUUAUUUUUUUGACGAAGCCGAUCGAAUCGUUCAGUGGGACCAGGCACUGAUUAACAACGGAGAAAAAAUAACAACAUUGUACGAGAAGGUAGAAGGAUGCAAAUCGGAACAACUUCAAAUAGAAAAGGAAUUAGAUCUUAUCGAGAACCAACAAAAGGAAUUAGAAAACUUGUUAGAACCUCUGGAGCGGGCCGCGAACGAGCUUCCACCUGGCCAGCUUCAUUCUGAUUUCGAGCGUGAAGCGAUCUUCCAGCUGGCUUCUAACGUGGAUCUCGAACUGGGUCAGCUGUUAUCCGAUCUGAGGGAAAUAGCCGAUCAAGUGAACUCGAACACUGCUCGUCUGGGGCUUUCUGGAGACUCAAGUACAACAGAGAGUGGAACGAAAGAUAACGCUGCCAAACUGAUCAAAUCGUUUAAUCAGUCUGGAGACGGUUCGGGCGCGAUACAACAAUUAACACGCAUUUUGAAUUGUCAUAUGCAUUCUUUGAACUGGAUUCAUCAUAACAGUCAGGAGCUGAUGGAACGCCUCAAAGUGUUGGAAGCCAGUCAGACAAUGUGA